This is a messenger RNA of Rhipicephalus microplus (southern cattle tick), 8080 nucleotides long. RefSeq lists its product as uncharacterized. Gene Ontology annotation, cellular component: mitochondrion. The record is from RefSeq and is a predicted model, not a curated record. Lineage: Eukaryota; Metazoa; Arthropoda; Arachnida; Ixodida; Ixodidae.
AUGGCUAGCGAAGAUGUAGCCGUAAAGCGGGUAGCGUUCUGUUCAGCCGUGUUUGCUGGCUUUGCCUACGUUGGUUAUUCCAUACUGAAGUCCGCAUUUUGCUUCAAAGGCUAUGGUCGAGACGACAAAGGAUCUCGAAAAUUGGUCAAGUUGAAGAAAAAAAGAAAACUCAAAGAACCAGAACGCGAUAUGAGCCACCGCUCAAGCCAGACAGACCUCAGCGUUCCACCCGAGGAAUACAUCACGAACUCCCCCGCGGAACUGCACUUCAUACCGAAGUCUGUGCGUAACAAAGUGCGCGAACUGAACCUCAAGGCCCGCAUGUUUGACGACCAAUACUUCGCGCGCAUCUUCAAGCCUCAUAGCUUGCAGAACUCGCCUUGGGGAUCGCCCAAAGCCCUGAGCCCGGUUGCCGACGGCAGUAGUAACAACUGCUACCUGAGCCGCUCGGCCGAAAACGUCCACCUGGGUCCGCCUUCACCCCUAAAGAGGAGAAACUCUGGCCGCUCUGCAAGGUCGUCGCCUCGUGCAUCGCAGCACUGGCAGUGCAAUGACUUGAGUGCCAACCACAUGUCGGAGAAGUCUCUUUACUGUGCAGUUGUGAAGGAAACUGACGAGCUCCUGCAAGAGGUGCUUCACGGGCUUUACAACAAGGCGAGGGUUAUGACCCUGUACGAAGCGAAGUGUCUCGCAACGCUGUUGAUGUCGGCGAAUGAAGACGUCCUUGUAAAGACCCUUACAACUAUGUCGAAUUGUGCAGCAUUCACAAUUAAUCAGGACUACCUUUGCGAUGUUGGGUGCCUACCACUGCUGAAGGGCCUGUUGGACCAUGACUGCAUUGCAGUGCAGGUGGCAGCUACACAGGCCAUCGCCAAUAUGGCUGUUAAUGAGAGAAACCAAAGGCUGUUGCAGCCGUGCAUUCCUUUGUUGCUGUCAGCUGCCGUAUCGCGGGACGGUGGCUGCUACCUGCAGACAGUGUCGCUGCUCUGCCUGACCAACCUGGCACUCUGUGACGACACACAUGAGGCCUUCCGUGGUCGUCUGUAUCACCUGUGCAUCCUGGUAGAGACGGCAGAUGAUACUGUCCGACUCCAGACACUAAAGCUACUGGUCAACUUGUCUUGCAACUCCCGCAUGGUCCCCUACUUGCUGGCAGCCAAGGCACCACAGAACCUGUUUACACUGCUGGAAGACUCAAAUCGGGAAGUGACUCUCCGAGUACUGACCUACCUGGCGAACAUCGUUACCUAUGCAGUCAAGAAGCAGCUCAGUCUAUUGGACUUGCCCUCAGAGUACAGGGCAGCUGCCCCCGAAACAUUGUACGCUGCACUGUGGGGUUCCCCAUCUAAGGAGCACCUACAACUGAAGACACGGACGCUUGUUCUCCGAGCAGACGAAGACAUCAGCUUUCAGGCUGGCCGCAUCUUUGAUGCAUUGAUGAGGUAACUUAUCCGAGAUGUGUAGCACGUUGUGCUGAAAUGGCUUAGCGUGGUAGCUUGCACUCUAUUCCAAGCUGCAGGUACUUCUGUUUGUGUAUGCCACGUUGUUUUAGUGUCACAGACUACUGGUGUUUGCUUGCUAGCAUAAGUUUCCUUCUGUUUUCACUGUGGUUGUCAUUGCCCUUUAUUGUUACCAACUUAAACAUUGUCACAACUACUGUGAUUGCCUAGUCACUUGCGUAUAUUGAUAGCUUUCGUUAGUGUUCAGUGAAGAUAAUACAUGAGCCCAGGAUUAUUUUCGGCCUUGUCAGUUAUGCUGGAGCUAGAGAAAAUCCACACGAACCAUGCUUGCUUCUUGUGCAAGUGAUAUUGGAUUGUUCCACUGGUCUUCUUUUCCUGUGAAGUUUCAGACUAUUCAUACUAACAGAAUGCCUUGUCAAGUCAUAUUCAAUUAUGUCUAACUCUAUCCAAGAAUCUAGUAAAACCAGUUUGAAGGUAAGUUCACUCGGCAUCAGAUAAAGUCCAUUCAAAAUGAAUUACAGUUCCUUGUAAUUCAAUGGCUGUUCUGUUCAUGAAUGUAAAUGAAGAAAGCAACCACUGUCUGGAAGCAGGCUUUUUUUUUUUUAACUGCAGUAUCUGCAUUUAUGAAAGACCAAUGCUAAAUGCUGUGCUGUUACUUAAUGUGUCAUCAUGGUAGCUUGUGUGCAAAAUGCUCAUCACACAGCUGCUCUUGUGGUCAAAAUAUGAAAAUUUAUUCAUGCAAGGUUUGCUGCAGCAGUGCAUACGCAUCAGGAACAAAAUUCAGGUAGCGAUUGGGGCUUUUUGAAAGCAGUGACCACAGUGCGCUACAUUAGAGUUACUAAUAUUUGUAACAAUCAUUUUCUCAUAUACAUCUGAGUUUUUGAAAAGCCUGUCACCUUUAUAGUUGCAAGCAUUUGCCCAUGGUAACUGCUUGCCAUUAAAGGAAGCCACUACGGUAAAAGGUAGUUGAUUUGGUCCUCGUUUACUUGUAAAACUGGAUGAUUCAGACAUAUUCUCUGCUCUUGGCAAGCAUAUACAUUGUUUAGUGGUAUCAAUCUAUAGUUAAUUCAUUUCAUUUGGCUGCGACCUGGUUUAUUCAUAUACCUAAAUGAAGAGUGCAAUUGUUUUCUUGAUAGUAAUCGAUAAUUUGGCGUUCUGUAAAGUGUGGCAUUUUUUCCAACGUGAUGAAAUCUGAAUUAACAAGCUUUUGCUGCAUGGAAAUGGGUCAGCCUGUCCAGACAUGUGCUGUGUAUCGCAGUUGUCACUGAUCGUACACCAGGAGAGCUUCUGUAGGUGAAGUCGAAAUUUCAUGCUGUUUCUAAAAUUCACUGCACAGAGUGAAAAGAAAUGACCAAUAGGCAGAUCACACAGUAUGCAAUGCUAGCCUCCAUUAAGUUUUGUUGUUAGAAAUUCGUUGAAUAGUAUGCAGGUUCGAUGUAUUCAUAUUCAACUGUACAUGCAAGAGGCUGCUAUCUCACCAGCAAACCAUUGUAUGCAAUGAAUUUCUGCAUUAAUGCAUGGGAAAUAACUUUGACAAUGCAAUCGAGAAAGAGCUGACCCAGACAUUGCCAGAAUGUGCUAUACUUUGGCAUCAAUAAUGUUACAUGCCAAGAAAUCCCCACGUGCAGUUAUUGAUGCAUUCAUUUUACAAAGCCAGGCUAGCGCAUAUGCUGCUAUAAGCUGAGCUGCAUGCAUGUGCUGCACAUCUCAGUAAUGAUUAGUGAUAGAGUGUGACUAUGUGAAAACUUCGAAAAUUAGUUAACUAACACAAAAGAUAUUGGAACUGUAAAGUAAUAUACUUGUUGCUUCUGCUUUGUUAAAGAGUGCAUUAAAAUUUUAAGUCUCCUAUGUUGUAGCUCAUAACAAAGAAUAGUAUUAGUGUUGAUUCUGCUGUAAGUAGUCAUCACGGAUUUGCGGAUGUUUAACUUGAAUGCUUGUGUAUCCUUGUAAAUGUACCUAACUGUAAAAUUACAAAGUUGAGGUGAGCUUGUACACUUUCAAAUUACCAAGAGUAUAUUUGUAGCACUUAUUUUCUGUGCCACCUGUGUGCUGAAGAGCGGUACAUACUGUAGAUACUUCUGAAGGAGUUCGAUUAUCCUGGUCAUCUCAGACCUCCAAGAAUGUUAUGAUGCAAAAUGGAAUGGUGUGUAUCUUUGCAUGUUGCACUGUAAUGGUGUAUGCUACUUGUUCUUGCUUUCUUCAUUUCGUUCUAAGCCAUGUUCAUUCAUGUGAGAUGGAGUUCUGAUGUGCUUUGUGUAAAGCAGGGAAACACAACUUGUCUUCACUCAUUACGCAUACUAGCAUUUCGACGCCGGUAAUUAGCACGUGGUUUAUUAGAACAUGACCAGUGUCCUUUGCUGAUGACAUGGCAGCCUACAGCGUAAUUUAGAUCCAAGCCUUUUGUUUUACAUUCUGUGAACUGCUAUCUGUGUCCUAUGAACCCUUAUUUCCUAUCAAAUUUCUUUUGCAUUUGAAUGGCACAUUUAUACUGGAGCUCUUGAAUUAUUUUACAAUGCAAGAGCUGCGGAGUAUGAUUGAUUAUGCCUGAAUGUCUGUAUGAAAAACUGUGAUAAUUACUAGUGCUAUGAAUGGCUGAAGUGGUCUUGACGGCGAUAUGCAGAUGUGAUCCGAACCAUUUAACGUUUACCUCUCCCCCUCCUUCUACCCCUUCAAAAAAAAAAAUGCUCAGCCUGGAGCUCUCCUUUUCCUUAACACAUACCUUGCCAGCCCUUGCAAGUUUCCUAUGAAUUUUAAAAAUUUGGCCUUGUUUUAAGAUAUCACAAGUGUUUUACCCAGUUCUACAUUCUACAAAAUCUAGUUUUCUGCAAGGAAGUUUCUCUGGUCCAUAUCAAGACACCCCAGGAAUCCUAGUGGUGAAAAGACGCACCACAGAGAUACCUGCUUCUGGUAAGCUUAACUGGGCAAUUUCUUGAAACGGGCAAAAUCAGCAACUGCAUAUAGCUUCUGAAACAGUUGCAUUGUGUGCCCUUUCCAGCUUGUACUUUUACAACUGCACUGCUCUUGUGUGCAGAGUUCUAAACGUAAGUCAUCAUGAAUGUGGUGUGUCAUGUCUUGCAGAACUCGUGCAGUCAUAUAAUUAAUGCAGUUUUACCAACCACAUUUCCUAAUUUACGCUCUUGUUCAAGGGUGUGGUAGAUCAUACGGUGUGAAAAGCACACAAACAACUAGGCAGAGGUCUGUUUCUGCUGAGUCACUCUCUUGUUCCACUCAACUGUAAGAUAGACUGAAUACAAGCAUUACUGGAGGCUCGAAAAUAAACCUUGCAGUCUCGUAUUGGUAGUGAAGAAACAUUGGAACUAGCAACCUCUGUUAAGAAUGCGACCUACAGUGACCUUUAUGGCACUGCACUCAACAUGUAGUUAGAUACGAGACUGUUCCAGCGGUAGUUGCUUGCUGUUUGACAAAUACAGUGAAUGUGUACUUAUUCAUGCUGCUUAUCUCCUCAGGGCAUUUUCGAGAAUGUGAAGAACCAACUUGCAUUCGAGCUCAGUGGUUCUUUGUAGAUUUUUUGCAACCACUGUAAAUAAAACAACUCCUCUUGCCCUCCUACUUGCGUUGUAAUUGUGAUGAGUCGUGGCAGCAGUGCUUAGUCUUUUUAAAUUUUUUUAUGUGAUAGGGAAAGUUUUUUCUCCGGUUUCUGAAUGUUGGCAUGCGAUUCGCGUAAAUUUGCAGUGUUGAACAAAACUGGACAAUGUCAUAUAUGUACAGCUCAUGCACAUUGCACAUUACUAGUCGCAUUUUGUUUUGUGCGAUUUAUUAACUUUAGGAGCGCAAUGCAUACAGUAAGUGUUUGUUUAAUGAAACCACUUUGUACAAAGUACUGACUGCACUGAGGAGCAAAUUAAUUUGAGGAGUUUUUUCAUAUUCCAUUAGGUACAAAGUGAAUAAAUUCGAAACAGCCAUGUGAAACAAAGCAGUUACCUUUUCACUUUUCUUCUCGUCAAGUUGGGGAGGUAAACAUUGCAAAUUCCACUUUCCUGUUUGCGAGCAGCUUGUAGGGACAGUGUCUUCAUCAUGUGGUUACCUUAGAAGGCUAAUAAGGAAUCUAAUGAAGGGUUUUAUCAGUCGGGUUACUUUUAUAUCGUCCCUAUUGGGUGCAGCUAAAUUUCAUAUAACUGUAUCAUUGACGAAUGAAACCGAAACUAAAUAUUACGAAAUUAAAAAAAAAUAUGACAGUGCUGCUGCUAUCUUGCUGCAUCUUGAUCAUAGAGGCUUUCAACUAUGAGUACUAUCAGCAUCAAAUGAAACUUGAACAGCCGCAAGUCUUUGCGGUUGUGUAGUGCGUGCCGUCCAGUUAUCACGAUUGACAGGCGCGCGCAUCCUGCUCGGCAGCUUUGCGCAUAUAUGCAUGCCUGUUUGUAGUGAUAAGUGGAUGGCGCUCACUAUACUAUCGCGAAGGCUUGUUGCUGUUCGGGUUUCAUUUGAUGCUGAUAGUCCAAUCUGAACUUGUGAUGUCAUGUGUAAGCCUUCAGAGUGGAAAUUAAAUCGUUGAAUCCAGCUCUGUCUAAGGAAAAAGAGUAUCAAUAAUUCAAAAACAAAAUAUACAUAUCUGAAUAUAAAAACCACUGAGUCUCAGACAGUCAUUUGAGAUCGUGGAACUCACCCCGCCACAGUGGUCUAGCGGCUAAGGCACUCGGCUGCUGACCCGCAGCAGGUCGCGGGAUCAAAUUCCGGCUGUGGCGGCUGCAUUUCCGUUGGAGGCCGAAAUGUUGUAGGCCCGUGUACCCAGAUUUAGAUGCACCUUAAAAAAACUCCAGGUGGUCGAAAUUUCCGGAGCCCUCCACUACGGCGUCUAUCAUAAUCAUAUGGUCGUUUUGGAAUGUUAAACACCACAAAUCCAUCAAUCAAUCAAUCGAGAUCGUGGAACUCAAAUACUUACCAAUCAUUAGCUCUGAAAUCGCACUGGUAGCAUAAAAGCUAUUGUGCACUUUCUUUGCUACGGUGACUCUCUCAGAGAGUCACCGUAGCAAAGCAUUUAAUGUAGCAUUUAACAAAUUUUAACCUAUAAGAAGCUUAAUUUUCUAUUUCAGUGAUUUCAUUUUAACGAGGGCUUACUGUAGUUGCAAAUCAUGUUAACUUUUGUUGCUACGUUUCUUUUUCUGCCACCCAUGCAUGCACAUGAUCUCUAUGUAGGCUUGCAAGCAUGUGCAAGCACGUGGUACACUGCAGAUAGGCCAUGCUCAACACACAUUGUAAAAUGGAUGUACAGCAAAAGUGUUCAGUAGGCUUUCUGCAUAGCAAAGCUGCACCAAGCUUUGAAAUCCACAGUGUGCAUGAAUGCAAGUACAAACUGAAUGACAGCAAUACAUAUUCAGCUUGUAGUUUCAAGAGAAUAGAAAGGGAAAGUAUUUUUGCCUGCUGAUUUUUCAGCAUUCUCUCUUAAAGGCUGUAUAUGCUGCAUUUUUUUUUCACUUGCCUAAUACUUUGUGUUCUAUCCCUCGAAAGUGUGCAUCUUCUGUCAAAGUUUUCAGUCCAUGCUUUGCAGGGGUAUAUAUUUUCGGGCUAGUUAGUUCAUUGCAGUAAUUGAGAUUGCAGCCCUGAAAUUAUGAGGAUGAGAAAUAGCACACAUCCCAUCAUCUUUCUCAUCCAUUUCCUUUUGACGCUGUGAUACCAAUUAGCACAUUAAUGCAUCUGCACUCUUAGCAUGAGAAUAGUACAUUUCUUUCCCCUUUUAGAAUAAAAAGAAGGUUGCCUAUUCAAACUGCUUUGUCACUCGUACGAGCAUUAGAACGUUUGUAGAACUGUUUUAUUUAGACCAUAUGCAAUAGCAUGCUUUAAAUUGCUGCUCAAUUCUUCACCGCAAGUAGCAAUUAGAGUCUUGUUAACAGCAGGCCAGGCAUUGUCAUACAAUGUAGUACUAACCUGCAGAGUAGAUGUUGACUAUGUGUGCAAGAUUUAACCAUCUGUGUUGCUGCUAUUCUGGGAAUAUACUUUCAAUUGUAAAUUGCUAUGUUGUGGGGCUGUUGCAUGUUUUUAUUUAUUGCUUUGUGUAAAUACAAUUUGAUGUGUGUGUGUGUAUGUAUACAUUCCAUCACAGUUGUGUAUUUUGUUCUAUCUGUUAUCUUCUUGUACUGCAUUCAUUACCUUCGAAGCUGCGAGAAUGUUAAGGCUUUGGAAUACGUGCAGGGGAAUGGAGUGUACGGAACAAGCAAGAAAACGAGCAUUUGCCUUGCUGAUGGUCUGAAGUAACGCCACCUCGACUUUAGGAGGUGGCUGAAGUGUGUUGUGAUCCAAUCUGGGUAGUUGCAAUUCCGUGCAUUGCGCAUAUCACGGCAAUACUAUGCGAACUUACGUGAAAGUGUUACAUUCUUCUUAGCUGUAUAAUUACGUUCGCUCAUGCUGGAUCAUUCAAACAGAAUAUGUUGAUUGGAAAGCUGAGCACUGAUAGUGGGUUGCUUUAGUAGCACCCGUUGUUAACAACAAACAUAUUUCCGUUAAACCAUUCUGGCAUUUACUCUUUGCUGUACAGUUACAUUUUCUUAGUGCAUCCAAACAUAUUAUCUGGUUGAAAAGUUAAGCAUUCAUAUUGGACGGCCUGCGAAAAUAGAACUGUAUUGUGUCCCAUCGCUGUAAAUGACAAUAAACAUUAUUCCGUUACA